Messenger RNA from Rhincodon typus (whale shark), 1664 nucleotides. RefSeq names its product hyaluronan-binding protein 2. Gene Ontology annotation, biological process: blood coagulation; proteolysis. Bases 1 to 1608 code for a protein of 535 amino acids. Lineage: Eukaryota; Metazoa; Chordata; Chondrichthyes; Orectolobiformes; Rhincodontidae. The record is from RefSeq and is a predicted model, not a curated record. Gene Ontology annotation, molecular function: serine-type endopeptidase activity; calcium ion binding. The transcript is spliced from 11 exons.
AUGCAGAAUAUGAAAUAUUUGCUACCUAUUAAUAUUCGCAAAGUACAGAAUAGUGUUGCUGGAUCCAAAAUUGAUCAAAGUCUUUUUUUCUUCAACAACGUUGUUCUAGUUGAGAGUAACAAAAGUAACAUUCUUCCAGAUCUUUGUCAGUCGAAUCCUUGCCGUAAUGGGGGCACAUGUGAAACAACAUCUUCAGGUUAUGUCUGCCGAUGUCCUCGCCCAUUUAAUGGCAAGAACUGUCGCAAAGUGAAUGAUCCAUGUAAGAAAAACCCAUGCAAAAAUGGAGACUGUAUUAUUCUGCCCAAUGCACCAUAUUAUAAAUGCAAAUGUAGACAUCCAUAUGUACCACCAUUAUGUAAAAGAGCAACCACACCAUGCAGUCCCAAUCCAUGUAAAAAUGGAGCAACGUGUCGAGCUGGGAAGAAAAGAGGAUCCUUCACUUGCAACUGCCCAGGAUCAUUCCAAGGGGAGCUGUGUGAAAUAGUGCCAAAUGAUUGUUACCAUGGUAAUGGUUUAUCAUAUAGAGGCCUAGUGAAACAAACUGAACGAGGGAAGGCAUGUCUGCACUGGAGCUCAAACUUGCUGCUCAAGGAAGCCGUGGGUACCCAUAUGGAGAAUCCCAACAAAUACGGAAUUGGUGAUCACAAUUAUUGCAGAAAUCCUGAUGGUGAUGAUAAACCUUGGUGCUAUUUUCGGGAGAAACGUGAUAAAUUAAAUUGGGAUCAUUGCGCUAUUUCUCCCUGCCCUACAGCCCAUAAGACACCACCCCAACGAGAACCUACAGCCAAAUCUGUGACCCGGUCACCUGCCUCUGCUUCCUCUGUUGUGCGCUUUCAGUGUGGAGUACCAGAGGUUGCAGUAAACUUAGGCAAAAUCCUUGGUGGAAAAAGGACAGUACCAGGAAAAUAUCCAUGGCAGGUAUCUCUGCAGCUGAAAAAUCGCAUUGGACUUUAUAAACCAGGACAUGUGUGUGGAGGAACAUUGAUUAAAACAUGUUGGGUUCUCACUGCUGCCCACUGCAUUGUCUCACAGGCACAGCCUAGAGAUUUCCGCCUACAGCUUGGCAAACAAGACCUUCAAAGAGAUGAAUGGCAUGAACAGAACUUUGACGUUGAAAAUAUAAUUGUCCAUGAAAAUUAUCAUGAGAGCUCUGUGGGAUUAUACAAUGAUAUUGCUUUGGUGAAGAUCAAACAAGUCAACAAUCACUGUGCCAAAGAAACAAAGUAUGUAAAAACUGCCUGCUUACCAGAGGCUGAUUUCCAGCCCGGUACUGAAUGUCACAUUUCAGGAUGGGGUCAGACGGAGACAGAAGCAUCAUCCAAUCAGUUAUUGCAUACAAACGUGAGGCUGAUAUCUGACCAGCGAUGCAGGGACACUCGCUCCUACGGAAAUGCUCUCAAUGACAGCAUGUUUUGUGCAGGAAACCUGGAUGGCAGCGUGGAUUCAUGUCAGGGUGAUUCUGGAGGACCACUGACAUGUGUGAAAGAUGGACGUUACCAGAUCUAUGGAAUAGUGAGCUGGGGCGAUCGCUGUGGGGUGAAAAAUAAACCUGGUGUUUAUGUCCGUGUCACCAAGUUCCUUAAAUGGAUUAAAUCCCGAGCCACUUAAGUGCAGCAAUUGAACAUGUGUGAUUGUUGUGGAAUAUAAAAAGAUGCUUGACAUUA